GAGUAGCCGAAAGCUAAUGAAUUUUCUCUUUAAAUACGUUGACCCAAAAAUAGGAGAGUAGUCGGUACCUAUUGACUUCAAAGUUUCAAACUACUCCCUCUUAAUUAUAUUACCAAUCAAGAACCAUGCCAAGUUAAAGUCUCUCAGUCCCUAUCUUCCAUUUCUUUUCUAUUCUGAAAACUUUUCCAUUUCUUGUGAUUGUCUUCUAGAACUACCUUAUAUUCAUCAAUCCAUCUCUUAUCAAAUUCCAAGAAGAAAACAUGGGACUGAAGGAUCUUCAUCUCAAGUUCAAGGCAUUCAGGCUGAGACGCUUUCUCAUAGGAGAUGGCAAGAGAAAGAAAAAAGGGCUAGAGUUUACAAGAAGGCCCUCAUGGAUGAUGCCAGUUUCACAUGGAUAUUAUGUUGUGGAGGAUCAAUCAUUUAGAGGUGGUUCAGAGGACUUUGAGUGUAGCUCAGUUGUGGUUCAGCGAGAGCCAGUUGGAGACAUUGAAUGUUGGUUUUUUGGGGUUUCCGAUAAUCAAAUUGCAGAUGGAAUUCACAAGUAUAUUCAAUCCCAUUUAUUUAGCAAGAACCCCAACGAGACUCAGGUUAGGAGGAAUAGCAAAGAGAUAAUGAAAAAGGCAUACCUUUGUGCUAGAGCAAAGAUUAGGGAGACAUAUGAAGCAGAUGAGAUAUGGAGAGCAGGUUCAGUAUCUGCGUUGGUGAUGAAUGCGGAAAAGCUUGUGACAGCUUACAUGGGAGACUAUAGAGCUGUUGUCUGCAGAAAUGGUGUGGCUCAGCAGAUAAGCAGCUGCGACCAGCAAUCAGGCAAAAGACACUGGUCUCGCAGACUUAUGUCAGUACGCAUAUUAGGAUUCAAUUUGGGCAAAGUUAAGCAACCCAGAGGCUCAGAACUUGUUAUUGCUGCUGAAAGAAUUGAUUCCAGUACUGAAUUUGUCAUCAUAGCAAGCGCCGGCAUAUGGGAGGUAAUGCAGAAUCAAGAGGCUGUGAAUCUCAUCAGGCACUUAGAAGAUCCCAAAGAAGCUGCUGGGUGCUUGGCAAAGGAGGCUUUAAAUAGAAUGAGCAAAAGCAGCAUUGCUUGCUUGAUCAUUCACUUUGACUAACAUCCUUCAUGUUUACUUAUAGCAAUAGAGCUUUAAAAUUUUUUACAGUGCAUAGUUUUACCGCAUCUUGAUUGACCAACUAAGCCAAUAUCAAAUGGCAGUGAAAUGAACAGCAAAGAAGUCAUACCCGGAAGGAGUUUUUGUUUUAUUACAAAGAAAAGAAGAAAGAAGAGUUUUUGCCUUAGUUUGUAUGAAAGGCAUGCAUUUUUGCUUUA
Messenger RNA from Quercus lobata, 1318 nucleotides. Its product is annotated as Protein phosphatase 2C family protein. The record is from RefSeq and is a predicted model, not a curated record. NCBI's taxonomy places the organism in Eukaryota, Viridiplantae, Streptophyta, Magnoliopsida, Fagales, Fagaceae. Gene Ontology annotation, biological process: protein dephosphorylation. Bases 261 to 1103 code for a protein of 280 amino acids. The transcript is spliced from 5 exons. Gene Ontology annotation, molecular function: protein serine/threonine phosphatase activity.